AUGAAUCAUAUUCACGAGUCAAUAGAUUUGAUAACUCAUAUAUUUACUUGCAGAAUCCGUCCUCAGACGCCGGCGGAAGUGGUCGAAGGAUGUGGCGUGUGCGCGCGGGCGGGCGGCGCGGCAGGCGAGGGCGGCGUCGCCCUGGGCUCGGAGCGCGCGUUCACCUUCGACUACGCCUUCGAGCCCACGGCCGACCAACGGCAGGUGUACGACACGUGCGUCAGGAAACUUGUGGAGGCGGCCCUCGACGGGUACAAUGCUACUGUCCUUGCUUAUGGCCAGACAGGUUCCGGCAAGACGUACACGAUGGGAAGCGGGUGGGAAGGCGAAGUAGUGGACGAAGAUAAAAGAGGUAUCAUACCUCGAGCGAUUCGAGAUCUCUUCGCUGGUGCUGACGAGAGAGCAGAAGCGGCUCGGUCUCAAGGACAGCUCCCGCCGGAAUUCUCAGUACAAGCGCAGUUCAUCGAGCUGUACAAUGAAGACAUAGUCGACUUGCUCGACCCAGCCAAGGAUCCCUUCGCUAAAGGUGCGCUUAGGAUAACAGAGGAUGGUUGCGGUGGCGUUAAAAUUGUUGGUGCGUCAAUGCGAGCAGUGAGAGGCGUCAAAGAAGCCCUCGGAGCACUAAGAGCAGGCGCUCUCGCGCGUACCACGGCUGCUACUAACAUGAACUCAUCCUCAUCUCGAUCACACGCAGUAUUCACACUACUCCUUAGACAGAGGCGGCUUGCUGCCGACCAAGAUGGAGUAGAUAAGGAGACGGAUGGCGAAACUCCUGAACAGUACGAAACAUUGACUGCCAAAUUUCACUUCGUCGAUUUAGCUGGUUCUGAACGUCUGAAGCGGACGGGGGCGACUGGCGAACGAGCUCGGGAAGGAAUAUCGAUAAAUUGUGGUUUACUCGCGCUUGGUAACGUGAUAUCAGCUUUGGGUGACAAGUCGCGUAGGGUUUCACACGUGCCUUACAGAGAUUCGAAAUUGACGAGGCUAUUACAGGAUUCUCUAGGAGGUAACAGUAAUACAGUGAUGAUAGCAUGCGUGUCGCCAAGCGAUAGAGAUUUUAUGGAAACUUUAAAUACGUUGAAGUACGCUAACCGUGCACGCAAUAUCAAGAACCGUUGUGUCGUGAACCAAGAUUUAACUUCGCGGACGAUUAGCCAACUACGCCAGGAGGUGGCUCGAUUGCAGCUCGAACUGGCUGAAUACAAACAGGGUAAAAGAGUUGUAUCUGAGAAUGGUGAAGAAGGUUGGAGCGAUGUCGUCCAAGAAAACGCGAUAUUGAACGCCGAAGUGGAAUCCCUCAGACGUCGGGUAAAGGCCAUGCAAGGCACCAUAGAACAGCUAUCAGCCAGGAACAGUGAACUCGUGGCAGAAAAGGCGUUGGGCACGUGGGCGCCUAAAGAUGGUAGUCCAGAGACAAACGAUUGUUCUUUAACGGCUUUGGUACAGGGUUAUGUUAGUGAAAUUGAAGACUUACGAGCACAAUUAAUGGAAGCAAACGCCUUAUAUGAAGCAAGCAGAAAAAGGGAAGCGAGGACCAGACACGACUCUUCACUUCUCGACGCGUCCACCAUAUUGGAUGACGCUAAACGAGAACUAUAUAAGGAGAAGGAGUUGCUAGCGAGGAGUAUGGGCGAGCUAGAGUUCCAGCGGAAGCUAACAGAUAGUUCCGGAGCUCAGCCUAUAGGUGAACGCGAACGCGCAGAGGGGGAGAGCGCUGGUGAUUCCGAACCUUCGGACAAUGAGCAGGACGCCAGCGACUCAGAUGACGACGAGGCUAGCGGUAACAAAGGCCAGCGCAUGCUGUCGGAGCAGCUGGCGGCGCUGAGCGAGGACAUCGACACGAAGGCGCGCCUGGUGGAGCAACUGGAGGCGUCGCAGCGCCGUCUGGCGGCCCUGCGCGCGCACUACGAGCUGCGCCUCGACCAGCUGCACGCGCAGAUCCGCGCCACGGGCGAGGAGCGCGACAAGGUGCUGGCCUCGCUCGCGUCGCAAUCAUCGCCACCGACGGACAAAUUAAAGCGCGUGAAGGAAGAGUACGAGCGGCGCGUGAGCGGCAUGUCGCGCGAGCUCCGGCGCCUGCAGGCGGCCCAGCGCGAGCACGCGCGCCUGCAGCGCUCGCAGCAACACACCGCGCAGCAGAUACACUCGCUGCGAUCCGAGCUGCAGAACCUCAAGCGGGACAAGGUGAAAUUAGUACAACGCAUGCGUGCGGAGUCCAAACGUCACGCACAAGCAGAAGCCGCGCGGGCGAAAGAGGUUGCUCAGCUACGAAAAGAAUCUCGUAAGAACGCAAAUUUGAUUAGGAGCCUCGAAGCGGAAACAAAACUCAAAGAACAGGUAUUGAAACGAAAACAGGAAGAGGUAUCGCUGUUAAGGCGCGGUCACCGGGAUAAACUCAGCAGUCGGGCGGCUGGGCGAUUGCACGGGAGGGCGCGCGGGCGCGCGGCGGGGCGCGAGCUGUGGGCGCGGCUGCAGUGCUGGCUGUCGCGCGCGUGCGCCGCGCGCUGCACGCUGGGCGAGCUGGAGGCGGCGCUGGAGCACCAGCUGCGCCAGCGGGACCGCGCCGCCGCCGCCCCGGGCGCGGACGCGCGCGCGCUGCUCGCCUACCUGCGGGACGCCAUCGCCGACACGCAGUCGCAGAUCAUGCAGAUCGAGGAGGAAAACGAAGAAAAUGAACUGCCGCGUGUGCUAGAGACUGUAGACAGCGAGGCGGCGCGCUACGCUCUGGAGCAACUCGCGCAGGAAGCGCUGCGACACGCGCACGACGCGGCGCGCUCCCGCCGCACCCUCGCAGACACGCGCGCGCAGCUGCUCGAGGUAAGAUUGCUCUUUUGUCGCUGUACUAUUCUGGAGGAGAAAUCAGAGCGCGACGCGAGCGCGCUGCUUGCAGCGGAGCAGCAGAGUGCGCAGGCGUGGCCCGCGCCGGCGCUGGCCGCGCUGCUGGCGCACGUGUCCUCCGGGACCUCCACGCGCUCCGUGUCGCCCGUCGACAGCUCACUCAUAGACGUGCGGCCGCAUAUAACACAUCAAGAAUCGACCACGGCGCCUACGUCACCUCCCGACGACAACAGCAACUCGCCCUUCCACAGAAACACUGGUCGGCGCGGUUCCGUGCGCUUACGGGACCUGGGCGUGUACGGUCGUGAGGACAUGGAGGAUGACCCCAUGACUCAAUCCAUGGUGGAGCCCACCACUCCGCGACCAGCGCCCCUCAGUCGCGUUCCCAGUGCUCCUGGAAGCUUACGAGAGGUGAGUGGUGAAGGGACUCCGCCUGCGUCCCCAGGGGCUGCUCGAAGAACCCGAGAUGACGACGUGUUCCUAAGGCUCACGGGUGCCGCGCCUGACCAAGCGCCACAGGGUACUGUCAAAGAAGUCACCCUUAAGCGCACGAGUGUUAGCGGUGUGGGCAACGGUGCGAGCUCGUGGUUGCAGUGCACGCACGUGGCGGAGGGCCACGUGGGCGCCGCGCUCGCGCUCGCCGCCACCUCGCACGCGCUCUACAGCGGCGGCGUGGACCGCACGGUCCGUGGCUGGGACUUGCAAGGUGGGCGGGAGGCGUGGCGCGCGUGGUGCGGCGGCGCCGUUGUAGCACUCGCCGCCUCCGCCAGUGAAUACGACCCUCGCGUGGUUCUAGCCGCAGCAGGGGCCGCCGUCAAGCUCUUCGACACCAGGACCAGUGGACCCAAUGCUGUGCUGUGGUCGUCGGGUGCAUCCGGUGCCAACGCGGCAGUACGCGGGGGGGAGGCGGCGGUGACGGCCAUCGCGCUCGCCACCUCCACGCGACUGUACACUGCCGCCGCGGACAAGCUGCGGAUGUGGGACCUGCGCAUGUUGGAGUGCGUGUACAAGACGUGGUCGGGACAUACGGCGGCAGUGAUGUGCCUGGCGCGUGCAGCACUCGGCACCGGUGACCGGGUGGCCACGGGUUCGCGUGACCACUGCGUGCGCGUACUGCACGUGGGCCCCACUGGCGGGUCUGCGGGCGGCACGGCCGGUGGGGGCUGGGAGGCUAGCGAGCGCAGGCCUCUGGAGCCGCCGCACUACGAUGGCGUGCAAGCUCUGGUGUUGCGGGGCUCGUUGCUGUACAGCGCCUCGCGCGACUCAAGCGUCAAGUGCUGGUCGCUAACAGACAACACGCUCUCGCAUAGCGUGAUGAACGCGCACAAGGGCUGGGUGACGGGCCUGUGCGUGGCGGGCGGUGGGCUGGCGAGCUGCGGGCGCGACCAGGCGCUGCGCCUGUGGAGCCCCGCCCUGCGCCCCGCCGCGCCCCCCGCCGCCCUGCCCGACGCGCCCGCCGCGCUGGCCGCCUGCCCCGCCGGCCACGCGCUCUACACCCGGCGGCGAAGUGCGCGCGUGGAGGCUGGUCAGCGAGCCCUGAGCGACACAGGCCCGCGGCGAGCUCGCGGCCUCGCGUGCGCGCCGCGCCUGGCGGUGACGUCACACUGCCACUACCACUACCGCUACCACUACCACUACCGCUACCACUACCACUACCGCUACCGCUACCGCUACCACUACCACUACCACUCUGCCGUGCUUAGGUGGCAGUGA
Melitaea cinxia (Glanville fritillary) is the source of this 4551-nucleotide messenger RNA. RefSeq names its product kinesin-like protein KIF21B (gene Klp31E). Gene Ontology annotation, biological process: microtubule-based movement; mitotic spindle organization. The transcript is spliced from 27 exons. Lineage: Eukaryota; Metazoa; Arthropoda; Insecta; Lepidoptera; Nymphalidae. The record is from RefSeq and is a predicted model, not a curated record. The coding region runs from base 1 to 4551 and encodes 1516 amino acids. Gene Ontology annotation, molecular function: microtubule motor activity; ATP binding; microtubule binding.